ACGAAAGUGAUCGGAGCACAGGAGAGGCGGCCGACUUGCGUGAGGUACGAAAGAAAGUUACAAAAGUUGAUAUUGUUAUCAAUUCUUGGCUGGAAGUUUUGGAAAGGGAGAACACGACGAAGCUGGAAAACGUGAGCGGGGAUGCAUGGAACGCGCGCCGUCGGGCCGCCGGCAUCGCACGAGCUGCCGGCCGACGUCUGCGAGUGGACGUCCGCGGACGUGGCCCGCUGGCUGACGGCCGACGUCGGUCUGGACCCGACGUUGGCGGACAUCUUGGCCGCAGAGGUGGUGGAAGGACAAUUCCUGCUGGGCUUUGAGAAAAAAGACAUCCUGGACCUGGGAAUCAAGCACGGUCCCGCCGUCUUGAUCAGCAGGUCCCUGGAGCGGCUGAAAAAGGGCGAGAGGGGCGCGGCGCCCCCCUUUUGUGGCGUGGAGACGUGGAGCCCCGAGGUGGUUUUCCAGUGGCUGCUCCCUCACUUGCCUAGAAACCAGGAAUACGCAGACCGCCUCCUGGAGGAAGACGUCUCGGGAAAUUGUCUGCUUUGCUUCGGCAAGAAGGACUUCGUGGACCUCGGCAUCCGGACCGGUCCGGCCGUGCACAUCCUGAAAAAAGUUAGCGAGCUCAAAGACAAAGCGCAACCCGGCGGCGAUGGCGGCGGCGCGGACCGACGGGAUGCGGCCGAAGCUCGCCACAACCGCGCCGAUGGGAAAAAAGGGACGCGAAAGCUCGCGAACAUUCCGGACAACAAUGUUCGCACACUCAAAAGGAAGCAAGUCAAGGAAAAAGCGCAGCCGGCAGUCCACAGCAGAGUGACGGUCCAGAAAAUCCUGGAGGAGCUCGGAGAAAAGGACUUGAAGAAGUUUCACUUCGUCUUACAGGACAAGAGGAAUGGGAAAGACCAGCCGAUGGCUUGGGGGAAGCUGGAGGGCCGCGACACGCUCGACACGGCCAAGAUCCUCAGCGACCACCACGCGGACCGCGCGCUAGAAGUCACCAGAGAGGUUCUGGUCCAGAUCAACCAGAACGACCUCGCCGGCAGACUGGAGAAGAUCUCGGUUGACGCAGGUCAGAUGAUGAGCUGCUCUGAGGAGGCGGAGCUAACGAGAGAGCUGAACCAAGGGGAAAAACUCAAGAACCUGCUGACGUGCGGCGGGAACUCGCUGGACAGUGGCGACCGUUUUGUUGUGGUGGUGAACAAGAGCAGCCCAGAACAAGUCCAGCACCUCCAGUUUCUCAGCAAACUGGAACUCUUCUGCGUGUUGGACUUCGACCCAAACUCCAACGGCCCUCAGGGACUGUGUCGGGCCUACAAGGAGACCCGCGUGGCCAACCUGCACUCGCCGUCGCAGUACAAGGGCCACUUGGACUCCUUGGUCAGCAGCCUGAACCUCUACGAUCAGACCAGCUGGGUCUUCUGCAACGGCAGAAACGACAUCCAGAGCAAUGACAACAAGGAGCUGGACUACAGGACCUGGUGGAAGAAGUAUUGCAAAGAUGUGGAACAUAUGGUGGGGCAGAUCUGCAGCUGUGACUUUGUUCGUAAUGGACAAGGCCUCAUCAUUUUCCUGCUGCUGUCGUCCGUGUAUGUGGACACCGACCCCGUUUUUGAGACCUACCGCUCCUUCCUGAAGUACAUCGAGCAGCAGAGCAUCGUCACCAUCUGUGAAUCCACCGGCGUAUACUCCAAGUGGAAGGAGCUCAUCGCCGACAAGUCUGACUUUGACAUCGACCCGUUGUCCAUCUACGAGCUGACCUUGUCCCAGGUGAACGGGACAGUUGCGGCGCUGGGACCGUUCAGCCAGUCGCCCGCGAUGCUGCUGCCGUCGUCCGACUCCAGCAUCGUUGUCCUGAAGCAAAAGGACAAAGACCUCAUGACAGCCUUGGACAUUUUGUUCCUGAAUCAGUGUGAAAAUGUUUACGAAGACGAAAAGAGUCCAGAGUUCGUCGACUUCCGGAGGCGUCAGGAGGAGGAGUUCUACCGAGGAGGCAAAGUCAAGUGGUGGAACUUUUACUUCUGCGACAAAGACAGCAAGAAGACGUUUGUCAAGAGAGACAAGUACAGCAAUGUGAUGAAAAUGAUUUGCUCCGAGCAGAGAGACGCUUGCGUCCUAAUCAACUUGUACCACCAUCCGGGCUGCGGCGCGACCACCUUGGCCAUGCACGUCAUGUGGGACCUUCGCAGCGAAUUUCGAUGCGCCUUGCUGAAAGACACCAAACUGCCCAAAGAGGAAAUCGCCGACCAGAUCAUUCACCUCAUGAAGCUGGAAAGCAAAAGGCAAUGUCCGGUCUUGCUGCUGGUGGACGACGUGAAGGAGCUGGAUAACCCUUACGACCUGGUCAACUGCAUCCGCAAGGCGGUGGAGGACUCGCAAGGCACCAACGUAGAUGAUGGGCCAAACUGCAAAGUCACGGUGCUCAACUGCGUUCGCUCGCACAUCCCAAAGAAGCUGUGCAAGCAUUCGAACUACAUGCAGUGUCAGUACAUCACCGCCUCGCUGACGUCGCACGAGCAGGGCGAAUUCGAAAAGAAGCUGGAAGAACUCCAGGAGACUCACGAGAAGCCGGAAAACUUUUACACCUUCAUGAUCAUGAAGAGCAACUUUGACCAGAAGUACAUCGACGACGUGGCUCACAACACGCUGAAUAACUUUGACCCCAGCACGGACGACGGCAAGCUCUUCUCUUUUCUGGCACUUCUCAACAACUACGUGGCGGAAUCGGGGAUGGCGCUGUCGCUGUGUGAAGAUUUUUUGGGGGUGAAAAUGACGCGUGACCCAGAGUACCGCGUGCUGGACACAAUGAAGUUGUUCUCCAACGUCCUCAUCGUGGACAGAGUGGAAGAGUGCGGUGGCUACAAAAGGCUGCGGCUCCUCCAUCAUACCAUCGGAGCCGCCUGUCUGGAGGUCUUGGAGAGGAGAUACUUCUUGAAGGUCAGCGACAUCACCUUACAUAUGCUCCACUACGAUCUGUUCUUCAGCGACGGUGUGGUCAAGGACAGACUCAUGCAUUCCAUCGAGCGCAUGUUGAUCCGAAGACAACGCAAGAAAGACGGCGACGAGCGGGAACUCUUCUCUCCCCUCAUAGACAAGAUCCACCAGCAGCAGGGCGGCCAAACGGUGCAGGACAUUUUUGUCAAAGCCUCUUCCAGGUUUCGAGACAGAGCCUCCAUCCCUCAGGCCCUGGCACGCUAUCUGUACAUCAACGAGCGAGACUUUGCCGAGGCGCUCAGGUGGGCCGAGAAGGCCAAGAAUAUUGCGCAAAACCCGUACACCAUAGACACCAUUGCACAAGUGUACAAAAGUAACUUGCGGUCCAACAUGGACAAAGAAAAACAAGAAUGGGCGCACAAUCCGGACGACCUGGACACCAACAUCCGCUUGGCUAUGAACGGGAUCCGAGCAUUCCAAAGGGCCCAAGAGCAGUCGGACAACGCAGAAAAUUCGCAAGCGGAGAAUCCAGACGACAAGUCGGCCGACUUCCCGCGGAAGGGUUACAACAUUUACGGCCACGUGGGAGUGCUGGAGAUGUCUUUCAUCGUCUUUGAGUUCCUGGCUAAGCUUCCGUUCUUCCAGGAACGCGACCCCAUGACGAAAAAGUACUUCCAGAGCUUCCUCAACGGUUCCAUUCCCAUAGACAGCGUUCACAAAGCCAACAAUGCGGUCAACAACAAAUGUGCCGAAAUCAUCAAGGACCACGAGCCCUUCCUACUCAACCUGAAGCCUGAAGUCAAGAAGAAGUUUGACUUCCUCAACUGCUACUUCACCUACACCAAAGGCAACUUUGAGUUUGACACGGUCAACAACAGAACCGUGUGCGACCACUUCAAGAAGUAUGUGGAUCUCUUUUGCACGGCACCGGAGGAGCUGAGAAAAGUCAAAGAAGACAACCCCAAAUUGAAAUUAAACUUGAUCCUGGAGGAACACCGCAUCUAUCUGGAGAAGCACCAAGCGGACACCUUCUCUGGAGUUCUGCAACACUUGGACCGGUCCGCCGAGGAGAUGGAAAAGAUUGUGGAAUCUUACGCCUUCUUACAACAGAUGGUCAAGCAGAAGCAGAACAUUCAAGUGAAGCUCAAUUACAUUUUGGCAAACGUGGUCCUUUACCUUUUGCAGCCAAAGUCCAAGCUGCUGAAGAGCUACAAGCUGCUGAAGAGCUACAAGCAGCUGCGCGAUCUUCUCCUGGAGGCCCUGCAGGUCGUCGGGUACAAUUACACCGUCCCGGACCCGUACUACCUGGCUGUCCUCUUCUUCUGGCCCACGCCGUCCGAGGAAAACUCUGAAAUCCGAACAUACCUCAACGCCAUUCGCGCUUCGUCCCGCAAGCAUCUGUCCAAGUUGUUCUACAAGAGAAGCACCAUCGCGCACCUCUAUUUGGGAAAUGAAGACGGGCUCAAGAGACUGGUGUCCAAACCCAGCCUGGAUAGGAACUUCCUUCGCAAGAUGCCACGCGACAUACUGGCACAGCUGUGGUGGAACGGCGACAUCUUCAAGGAAAAGGACAUCAGCAGCCGCCUGCUGCGAGUCGCCGGCACCAUCGAGCAAGGCGAAGUCUUCGCCAACUACGGCAGACUGAAGAUUCCCGUGCAUCCGGCUCGCCGCAGCGGGAUUCGCAGCGGCUGCAGCACCGAGAAGAUUUCCUUCUAUCUGGGAUUUGCCGUCAACGGGCCGCUAGCGUACGACGUUCAGUAUGAAAACUGAACGGGUUCACGUCCUAUGGGCUCUCCGAACGUUUGCGAUCUGCCGUUGUAGCGACGCUAGCUAGCGCGCACGACUGCAGCGAGAAUGACGUCUGUAUGGAAAGCCGUUUGCGCAUUUAUUCCAUAUCUUGAGCUAUCCUGCUUAAGGUGCGUUGCACCGGGACGCCCUUUGUCCACAAUUCAGCGCACUAGUAGAACGAGCAUUUAGGUUAGUGUAAAACAGUCGUUCGAGUAGUGUUCAAAAUUGAGCGUAAGAGUUUAAGGAUAAAUGCUUGAGCAGUUUUCCCACUUGGAUGAGGUCCAGCCUCGAAAGGGAUCUGUGAUGGGAAACGCACUUUAUAGACGCUCACUUCCAACACAACCAAAUGCUGCAGUGCCCUGAAGCCACUCAAAGACUCGGUCACUCUUUGGGUGGAACCUUAAGCACUUUUGGCCUAGUUAGACACAACUUGCAAACAUAUUUUCAGCCAGUAAAACUCAAGUCAGGAAGAAAACACAAUUGUUGAAAUUAUUUUUAAAACAUUAAAACUAUUCAGACCCUUUGCUGUGACACUCACAUAUUGAACUCGGGUGCUAUUUCCAUUUCUUCCGCUCAUCGUUGAGAUGGUCCUCCACCUUCAUUGGAGUCCAGCUGUGUUUGAUGAUACUGAUUGGACUUGAUUAGGAAAGAGAAGACCUUACAGCUCACAGUGCAUGUCAGAGCAAAGGAGAAUCAGGAGUUUUGUUUGUCAGUCAGGUUUUGUUUCCAUUUUUGGUGUAUUCACGUGUUUCUUUGUUACUUUGGUUUUCUGUUGUGGGACUUUUGUUUAAGUUUCUUUUUCCAUGACCUUUGUUUCCCUUUGAUUUGGAAUGAAAUCUUUUUGGAGACUCCUGCACCCCUGCCUCACCUCCCUGCUUCCCCGGUCUUGGGUCCUCCGCGUUUUCGCCUCGACUUCCUCGCCUUCGAAAACUUUUGAAGCUUCAAUAAAUGUGAUGGAGUACAA
Messenger RNA from Phyllopteryx taeniolatus (common seadragon), 5680 nucleotides. RefSeq names its product sterile alpha motif domain-containing protein 9-like. The transcript is spliced from 4 exons. The record is from RefSeq and is a predicted model, not a curated record. NCBI's taxonomy places the organism in Eukaryota, Metazoa, Chordata, Actinopteri, Syngnathiformes, Syngnathidae. Gene Ontology annotation, biological process: regulation of apoptotic process. Bases 142 to 4698 code for a protein of 1518 amino acids. Gene Ontology annotation, molecular function: protein binding. Gene Ontology annotation, cellular component: cytoplasm.